AUGGAGUCAGUGUUGCAGGCUGAGCACCAGGCCGGGGGAGAGAGUGGGUCUCCCUGCCCAGGACGGUGCUCUCUGUGUGGGCAUCACGAUCAGACUCUCUCCCUCUUCUGCCUGGAUGACCUGGUGCCUGUGUGCGGUGUGUGUGGAGAAUCACACACACACGAUGGACACAGAGUCUAUCCUGUGGAGGAAGCAGUGCACGACUGCAAGGGGGAGCUGGAAAGAUCAGUGAAUAUGUUACAGAAGAGAGCCUGUAAAUGUGAGUUGAUCAAAAACACCUGUCAAUCAGCCUUCAAAUACAACCAGUGCCAGGCCCAGCAGACAGAGGCGCAGAUAAGGGAGGAGUUUGAGAAGCUUCAUCAGUUCCUCAGAGAGCAGGAGGAGUCCAGGAUCACUGCACUGAGGCAGGAAGAGGAGGAGAAGCAGAAGAAGACAGAGGAGCCGAGUGAGAAAGUAGAGGAAAUGAUGAAGCUUAUAUCAGACACGAUCGGAGCGAUAGAGGAAAUGAUGGAUGCAGAUGAUGUGGAUUUUCAGGAGAGAUAUGAGGGCACAAUCAAAAGAGUGUGGGAGUGUCAGAAAAAGCCAAGGAAGAUCUUUAGGACACUGAUAGAUGUUGCUAAACAUGUGGGAAACCUGAGAUUCAAAGUCUGGGAGAAGAUGCUGGAGACAGCUUCCUACUUUCCAGUAACUCUGGACCCGAACUCUGCCUCCACCUCCCUGACUGUAUCACGUGAUCUCAAUCAGGUCCAGUAUAAAGAAGGACAGCAGCUGUCCCUUCCCAGCAUCCCUGAGCGUUUCAACCCCUAUGCCUGUGUCUUGGGGUCAGAGGUCACCGCCUCUGGUCAACAGUCCUGGCCGUACUCCUGGGUCGUGGAGGUGGGCCAAAGCUCCAACUGGACUCUAGGUGUGGCCAAAGUGUCUGUCAAGCGAGGAGAGAUGUAUGAGGCGUGUCCAGAGGAGGGACUUUGGACCAUCAGCCUACGGGAUGGCGAGUAUCGCGCAAUGACUUCGCCGUGCGAGCGACUGGAGCUUAACGGGCACAGGCCUCGACGAAUCAGAGUGUGUGUGGACUGGAAGGGUGGGCGCGUGAGCUUCGUGGAUCCAGACUGCGACACCCACCUCUACACGUUCUCACACACUUUCAGUGAAGCACUGCUGCCGUACUUUGAGAGCAUCUGCCCGACGCAGCCUCUGGUGCUUCGACCCCAGAGUGUUUCAGUGGUCAUACAGAAACAUGAGCUACCUGAUGAGGAGGAGGAGGAGGAAGAUAACAAGAAGGUCACUGAGGAAACAUCUAGUCAUACAGCAUAGCUUACAUUUUAGUAUUCUUUAUUCUUUUAUUUCAAAAAAUGUUUUCGUUGAUUUUUAGAAGCAGCUACUAUGAUUAUAGUCAAGGUGUGCAGUGUUCAUGUGAUUGUAUCAUGCUGCCCAAUCGACCCUGGGUUUGAGAACCGUGCUAUGCGAAUGAAGCUUAAUGCUGAUAAUAGAUAUUAUAAUGAGUUUUAUAAACUAGUUAAAAAUGUUAAAAAUCAAAUAUUUUGGUAACACUUUACCGAAGGGCAGGGUCCAGGAACAGGACAGCUGUAAUCUCAAAAAAGAUGGUUCUUCAAGGGUUAUUUAGUAAAGAAAAUGGUUCCUUAGUAGAACCGUGAACACUCACCGAAGCCUUUUACAUGAUUAAAGGGUUCUUUCCAUUAGGGAGGUGUUCUUCACAUUGACAGAGAAUGUGCUAUAGAUGGUUCUAUAUAGAGUCCGUUUGAAAAGGGUUCUAUAAAUCACCCAAAAGUGUUCUACUGUUAAAAGCUUGACAUUGUAACUAUAGAAAAAGCUUUUAUUGGGGUGAUUUAUAGAACCUUUUUCAAAAUGGCUCUAUGUAGAACCAUCUAUAGCACAUUCUCCGUCAA
Messenger RNA from Pygocentrus nattereri (red-bellied piranha), 1904 nucleotides. RefSeq names its product tripartite motif-containing protein 35-like. The record is from RefSeq and is a predicted model, not a curated record. NCBI's taxonomy places the organism in Eukaryota, Metazoa, Chordata, Actinopteri, Characiformes, Serrasalmidae. Gene Ontology annotation, molecular function: protein binding; zinc ion binding. The transcript is spliced from 7 exons. Bases 1 to 1311 code for a protein of 436 amino acids.